Messenger RNA from Dicrocoelium dendriticum, 3386 nucleotides. The record is from the annotation of a GenBank genome assembly. NCBI's taxonomy places the organism in Eukaryota, Metazoa, Platyhelminthes, Trematoda, Plagiorchiida, Dicrocoeliidae.
GUCGACAACAAAAGCGCUCGCCAUUUGCGUCUGGUGUUGCAAUGGCGUCUUCGGUCGUGUCUUCUGUGAAGAAUGGCGGUGAUCCUGGUUGGAUGUACUGUGGUGUCAAGCUAACCAUCCACAAUAUCAUUAUCCCAGAAGAGCGCCGAUCCCCAACUCCUUCGAUGCUUGAUGGUAUGGAUUCUGAGUUGGAAACUGAACUUCGCAUAAUGGGUUGCGAGUUGAUUCAAGAUUCUGGUGUCCUUUUACGGUUACCCCAAGUUGCAAUGGCCACAGCACAGGUGCUUUAUCAGCGAUUUUUCUAUUCUAAGUCGUUUAUUCGCCAUUUUUACGAGCACUAUUCAAUGGCUUGCAUUUUUCUGGCUGCAAAGCUGGAAGAGUGCCCUAGACGUAUCAGGGAUGUCAUCAACGUCUUUCAUCACAUUCGGCAAGUUAGGGAGCAGCGCGUUCCUACUCCAGUGAUGUUGGACCAAAGUUACAGCAAUUUGAAAAACCAAGUUAUUAAGGCUGAGCGUCGUAUACUAAAGGAAUUAGGUUUCUGCGUUCACGCGAAACAUCCACAUAAGCUCAUCAUCUGUUAUCUUAAGGCUCUUGAACAGGAGACAAACGGGAAACUUGUGCAAACGGCAUGGAACUAUAUGAAUGACAGUUUACGCACCGAUUUGUUCGUACGCUAUCUACCAGAGGCGAUCGCAUGUGCUUGCAUUUACUUGGCGGCCUGCAACUUAGGCAUUCCGUUACCCCGCCACCCGGCCUGGUGGGAGAUGUUCACCGUCGAUGACGAAUCGGUACGCGAGAUCUCUCUUUGCCUGUUGCGACUGUAUGCCCGCCCAAAACCGAACGUGACAGAGAUAGAGUCUGAAUUGUCUAAACUCCGUAAAAAUCUAAUGGAAGCGAAAGAGCGCGAGGUAGAGUUAAAAAAACAAGCACAAGCUGGUUCCACUCCACCUAAUCAGGUUGUUCAGGGUCCGGUUGACGUUUCACCAGCCUCACUUCCAGUGCCUGAAAAACCUUUAUCUUCUCAGGAUGAUGUUCCUCUCAAGUCAGGUACUCUGAAACCAGUGGGCGGCCAUUCACUACCACCGAACUCCGUCCUGGCCACUGCGAUCGCAACUGCAAAGGCAGUUGCGGCUAACAUCGCAUCCAAAGCGACCACGUGCAACAAUGCUGAGGCCCGACCUUCAAGUCCACUAUCGGCCGACCCACCUCCAAGCGAUUCCUCCAACUUGAGCUCACAUGCUGCUGCGGGCAUCCCGUCAAUCAAACGAGGGAAACGCUCCGAUUCUUCCCUCACCAAGAGGCGCCCCACUGAUUUGGUAUCAUCUGGACGCCCAGCUGCUUAUCCAAAUGUGUCACCAGAAAUUCCUCCAGAGCAUCGUAAACGUGAUCAGAAACGCAAGUCGAAACCACGCCCCUCGCGUCGCUCUGUCUCGCGCUCUUCUUCGUCCUCGAUGUCCCCGGCUAGUUGUGAUGAAAUUCGGCCUAAAGUGGCUCUUCCACCAAGCUCCUAUAACCGUUCUCACCCACGAAGUUACCGAAUUCAUCGGUCCAACGACAUACAGGAACUUAGCCAAUCAACAUCCGGCUCGGAGACCCCCACCAGUUCACCCAGUCCGGUUAAACGUCGGAAAAAGUCAUACAGAAAUAGAUCACGUUCCACAACUUCCAGCUCUUCUGCGUCUCCGGAAGCGCUCCGACGAAUUCAGUUGCAUACACAUAAAAAGCGUGGCCGUAAAAGCCGGCACGAAAUAACCUCUCCGUCUCACCGUGUAGACAAAUACCAAGAGACAAUCGCCUCUUUAUACUCUGAUGUUAAACGUCGUCUUUCUUCCACCUCAUCUUCAUUAGCAAAUGGCUGUGGUCGCUCAGCGGGGUUGCGAUCCAGUCACCAUAAAGCUAGUGAAGUUCCUGUUUCACGAAGUUCGUCCUCUCGCGAGCAUAAACGUCGCUGAUCUCCAUUAUGUACAUGCAUAGUCACUAUUCUAAUACGGCUCUGUACAAAUUUCCUUGCAUCAUUUCUGCAUUUCACUCAGAUGUUCGCCAACUAGUCUCACCUUGUUCUUUUUGCUCAAUUGUGAGCAUAAUCGGAGGGGAUUGUGUUACUUGAUUUCGGAUCACAUUGCAUUCUUUCUUUUUGUUGAUAGUACCUGACUCUUUGUUUCCUUCAGGACACCGUGACCAUUCGACCAUAGAUACCGAUCUAGCCUUCGUGAAUUCUGGUUUGGCCGAUUACGGACGGAGUCCACCCAGUUUGAGCAUCGAUAACAUCCGCGUAUCGCUCUGGUGAUUAUGAUGGUCCUGGCUGCAACGCUUGGAUUCCUCCGCGCCCACUGGCGGCUGCUGUGGUUAACGUUCGGUCAAGCGCCUCCGCCUUGCCCAGGUUAAUACCUUUCCUAUCCUGUUUUUCCUAUUCGUUAGUGCAUUAUUUCAGAGUUGAGCGAUUUUCGUGUUGCACAAUGGCACAGAGUGUUGCUAUUAGAACGAAUAGCAGUUUUCUGGGCUUACAUUCAGUCAUGGUUUUGGUUUCACCGACCAAUUGACGAACGUAAGUGACUGCACAGCAGUUACUUUUGCAUGGGUAGUGUCCAUAUCAGCGCUUUCAUUUGUGAACUGGGGGGAGUGGCGUUCAACUUCUGGUCCGAUAAGUUGCAACCGACUUUUACAUACAUGCUUGAUCAUCGUUAUCCACUGACUAAGCCGGAUUGCUUUUGUAGACGUUUGCCUACCAGCGAUCUAACUGUAAGCGUUCGGGUUCUGCGAUAGUUGUCACAGUGUUGCUGUGACGUAAGACAUUGCAUUGACUUGAGUUGGCUAUCACCGCACUUUCGGCAGUGGGUGACGUACUUUGUUGCAGUUGUGAACAUAUAUUGGCCUAGGAUAAGUGUCAUCUGCGGAAUAUUUUGCUGAUACAUUAGUAAUUUUACCGCAUCCUUGACUACUGCGGACCGAACUUCUAGUGUUAUGGUUUUCACGUUGCAGUUGGAUGCGAGUCUUGUUUGGUAAUCUUAAACCGAUGUCUGGCCAGUAGAAAGCGCAAAAUUGAUGAGGUCCUGUUGCUUGCAUUAUGUCCAUGUUCUGGCUCCAGAUGCCAAUCAAUAUUCCAUCCAUACUUGAAUAGCUGCAAUAGCGUACGGUGAAAGCGUUUGUCGCUUUGGCUUCCGGUUAAAGAAACUCGUCAUCUGAUUGGUCGUUUUUUAUCAUUACAAUUUCGCAGUUUCUUUCGAAGCGGUUGAAGCAAGCUUGGCGUCUAUUCCCGUUACUUUCAUCCUCUGGUUUGUGUAACGACAACUGCAAAUGCGCCACAUACCUUUGCCUAUCCUAUGUGUUCUUUUCCCCAGUAAACAUGUUAAUACAAGUUUUCUCUUGAUCUUCCAUUGUUCGUUCGU